Molecule: messenger RNA, 2101 nt
Organism: Wasmannia auropunctata (little fire ant)
Lineage: Eukaryota; Metazoa; Arthropoda; Insecta; Hymenoptera; Formicidae
Product: b(0,+)-type amino acid transporter 1-like
Exons: 3
Coding region: 155-1630 (491 amino acids)
Biological process (GO): amino acid transmembrane transport
Cellular component (GO): membrane
Molecular function (GO): L-amino acid transmembrane transporter activity
Source: RefSeq, a predicted model, not a curated record
GUCGUCUCCGCCGCUUCCGCCACCACCGUUUCCACCGUCAAACAGAAAGCCCAGCAGUCCAUGCGAUGUGUCAUUGAAUUUUGAAUCACUGUUGACAGUGUCGGUGAAUCGUAUACAACGUGCUCCGCGCUCUCGUUCCUCGUUUCUCGGCGCAAUGGCAACGACAGAAAAAAUGGCAAGCAAGGAGCAGACGGUCGGGAAAAUCGAGCUGAAGAGAGAGCUGGGGCUCUUCAGCGCGAUCAGCAUCAUUGUGGCGGUGAUGAUAGGUUCCGGCAUUUUCGUGUCACCAACCAGCGCUUUCGAGCGAUCAGGCUCUGUGGGAUUUUGCUUGGUCGUUUGGAUUAGCUGCGGCGUGCUGUCCCUGUUGGGCGCGUUGGCCUUCGCCGAGUUGAGUACCGUGGUACCACGUUCCGGUGCCGAGUAUGCAUACUUCAUGGAUGCCUUCGGACCAUUGCACCCUUACGCCGGUCAGAUACCGGCGUUCAUCUGCUCCUGGAUCUACGUGAUGCUGCUACGGCCGGCGGAGGUGGCGGUGAUCACAUUGACUUUCGCGGAGUACAGCACGCAGCCGUUUUCCGGAUACCUUUGCGGUCUAUCCGACGACUCCGUGGCAAUGCUGAAGAAGCUCAUAGCGGUCUUGGCAUUGGGCUUGAUAACGUACAUCAAUCUCGUCAGCGUCAAAGUCUACGUAAAAGUGCAAAACGUGUUCACUGUGUGCAAGAUAGUUGCCUGUAUGGUGGUGAUCUGCGGCGGGAUAUGGUGGCUGGGCACAGGCCACAUGGAACUGCUCAAAGAUCCUUUUCGCGGCACCACCACGUCGGCCGGCAAUAUUGCCCUGGCCUUUUACAGUGGUCUCUGGGCGUACGACGGAUGGACCUCGGCCGCGAUCGUUACCGAAGAGAUCCAGAGACCCGAGGUCAAUAUCUUCCGGAGCACGCUCAUCGCGGUGCCGAUCGUCACCGUUCUAUACGUAACCAUGAACUUGAUGUAUAUGUCAGCGUUGACGAUGUCGGAGAUGAAAAGCGCGCCGGCGGUGGCGGUUCUCUGGGCGGAUCGAGUUCUGCCGCCUUGGAUGGGCUUCGCGAUACCGCUCGGCGUAGCGUUGUCGACCUUCGGAUGCGCCCUUAGCAUUCAAUUCAGCGUGGCCAGACUGUGCUUCGUCACCGGCAGGGAAGGCCAUGUGCCACGAGUCCUCAGUUACGUGCACAUCGAGAAGAUGACACCGGCCGCGGCAGUGAUUUUUCAGUGUAUACUCGCGCUGGCUCUCAUGUUACUGGGCAACAUAAUCGCCCUGAUCGAGUUCGCCAGUUUUCUCAUGUGGGUGUUUUACGGAAUGGCGAUGAUAUCGCUCAUAAUUAUGCGACGGACCAGACCGGAUGCUCCCAGACCGUACACCGUACCUAUCGUGAUACCGUGGCUGAUAUUGUGCGUUUCAAUCUUCCUUGCGGUGCUUCCGAUAAUUUACGAACCAUCGAUAAAAUAUCUUUUCGCGCUCGCAUUCAUCUUGUGUGGUAUUGCCGUGUAUCAUGUAUUUGUGUACAAGAAGAUAAGGAAUACUUUAUCAGACAAGUUGACAUACUUGGUUCAAGCGUUAUGUCUAAUUGUCGCUCCAGAUGAAAAGGAAGACUGACCAAAUACUUUUGAAUCUACCAUUGUUGUAUAUAUAAAUACAUUAUAUAUAUAAAUAUAUAUAUAUAUAUGUGUAUGUAUGUAUACGUAAUAAUUGCUCAUAUAAUGCAUUCACUCCUCUUUGUGUUACGUAUAUGCAUUUCGUUACAUACGCAUUCACAGAAAAACGGCAUUAUUUUAUACUAUAUAUUUUUUAUUAUUAAAAUAAAUUGUAAAUUCAAUUCUUAAUAAGCAUAAAACGAAUCAACAAUAUGUGCCUUAUAGUAUAUAAAGUGAUUGAAGAAUUUCUGUGUACAGAUUUAUAUAUAUUAUUUUAUCUUUUAAGAGCGUAACUGAAGUAUUGUAUAUAGAAAAUAUCAAGAUGUGUAUAUAAGAGUAAUACAACACAUAAACAGGAAAAAUAAUAGUUUGUAUAUUGUAGUAGUCCGAUAUUACAAUAUUUUACCAUUUUAAAUAAAUUACUUUCUUGAUA